This is a messenger RNA of Hevea brasiliensis (rubber tree), 913 nucleotides long. RefSeq names its product protein VACUOLELESS GAMETOPHYTES. The transcript has a single exon. The record is from RefSeq and is a predicted model, not a curated record. NCBI's taxonomy places the organism in Eukaryota, Viridiplantae, Streptophyta, Magnoliopsida, Malpighiales, Euphorbiaceae. The coding region runs from base 128 to 748 and encodes 206 amino acids.
AAGUCUUCACCUGCGCAAUUUUCAGAAAUUUUCUUUAAAAUUUUCCUUAUAUAUAUGCAUGCAAAAGCAAGAAAGAUAAAUAUGCAUAUUCAAUAGCUAAGAUUUUAGCCACUUUCAUUCCACAGAAAUGGAGACAUUGCCCAGUUCAAUUGGCCACCCAGCUCAUGUGCACCCACUUACCCUCAUCCCCUCCCCAGCUUACCCUAGUGGUGCUUUCACAUGUAAUGGCUGCGGUGGCGUCGGCCGUGACUCUUGCUACCGCUGCAAUCAUUGUAACUACGAUUUACACACUGCUUGUGCUGCUGCUCAAAACCCACCUUCACUUACUCACCAUUCUCACCCUCAUCACCAACUUCACCUCACCUUUCUGCCUCCUUACCCAUCUAAAGCCUUUUCUUGCAAUAUUUGCCAAAAUAUCGGUCGCCAUUGGUCCUACCACUGUGGUCUCUGUAACUUUGAUGCACACGUGGACUGUGCAAAAUUGGGUCAUCAGCAUUACAACUCUUCACCACAAGCCAAUUCUCAAUUCCAGCAGUAUGGGAAUAGAGUCAACAGUCCACAUGGUGGUGGCCUUGGGCCCCCUAUGAUAUAUGAUGUGGCUCAUGGGUUUGCUUAUGGGGUUGGCCAACAGGCUGGUCAGAAUUUUGUGAAUGGCAUCUAUCAUCCUGAUCCAAAUCAUGGUGGUGGUGGUGAUUUUCCUUCUUCCUCAUCCGAUCAAUCUUCAUUUUUGGAUAAUAUAUUUGACUGACAAAAUUAGAUCAUUUGAUGCUUGGUUAAUUUAGAAACUGAAAUACUCUUAUCAAUUAAUACACAAGUGUUUUCCAAUAAAUUUUAGUUCAGUUAUAUAGAAAUGAAAUCACCUCAAGAAAUGAGAGAUUUAGAGUUGAAAUUCUAAUAUACAUAUUAUAGCUCA